Molecule: messenger RNA, 12354 nt
Organism: Peronospora farinosa
Lineage: Eukaryota; Oomycota; Peronosporomycetes; Peronosporales; Peronosporaceae
Source: the annotation of a GenBank genome assembly
AUGAGCGAGAUGACGGAAAGCCACACAACUACAACAAUGGAGAGCGGGCAGACGAAGACGGUCGUGACGACCACGACAACCGAGAAGAUAACGACCGAGGAGACGACGGCCGUGUCUGCACUGGCAAUGGCAAUCGACGCGGGCAAGUACACGUUCAUCCCGGAAUUUGGUGGCCAGGGCAUCUCCUAUUGGACCGAGUUGCAGCAACUCUACGCCGCGUCCGAGACCAGCACCAUCCGCGAGUUCAUUGAUGCUGCCGCGCAGGCACUGCUGAAGGAGUCUAGCACCGAGGAGGCCAAGGCCUCGGUCGCCUUUGAGACAACCAUCGACGUGCACAACUGGCUGCAGAGCCUGGAGGUCGGCGAUACACCGGCCGACUUGGAUUUGGAUCGUGUCUUUUUCAGUAUGCCGUUGCUACUGCUGACGCAAUGUGCCAAUUACCUUCAUUUCCUUGAGAUCACGGGCGCGACCCAUGAGAGUGUAGUCAAGAGUUCCACCACGGCUUUGGGCCACAGCCAGGGUGUAGUGAGCGCCGUCAUUUUCUCAGUGGCCAAGACGGUGGAGGAGUUUGUCGAGGUCAGCAUCUCCGUCCUGCGCUACAUGUUCUGGCAGGGACUGCGCGCACAAGAGACGUAUCAGGAGCUCCUGACGCAGCACAAGCAGGAUGACAAGAAGAUUGAAAACGCCGGCCCAAUGCUGGUCGUGCGGGGGCUCAAGAAAGAGCACGUUCUUACGGCCAUCGAAGUUGUUCAGCGCCGGACCAAGACACCCGACCUGCAGCUCUCUCUCAUCCAUGCGCCCGACAUGAUGAAUGUGACGGGCUUCCCCGCAACGCUGACGUUGCUAAAGCAGUCGCUCGAGGAUCAGUUCGCCAAGCCUGACGCCAAUCAAACACGCAUUCCAUUUUCGCAGCGGAAACCCACGGGCUCGCUCUCGUUCUUGCCACUUUCGGCGCCCUUCCACACAUCACUGCUGACUGCGGCCAAGCCAAAGUUGGUGCAGGACGUGCAGCGCGUCAAGUGCGCGAUCAAGGGCAGGCAACUGCAGGUGCCAGUAUACGCUACCAACACAGAGGCUGUAAAUUUGCAGACGGUCGACGACGUAGUUGAUGAACUAAUUAGCAUGCAGCUACUGCAGCUAGUAGAUUGGACUGCGACGUGGACCAAGAUUGCGAAGCACCACUCGAACGCAACGCACAUUCUGGAGUUUGGCCCGGAUCUCGGUGUGGCAAAGCUGAGUGUCAGAUUUGCGGAAGGUUUGGGUAUUAAACUUGUGAUCGCGACUGCCAAGCACCCGGUUAUAAGCUUGUCGACGAAGGGCGCUCCUCUUGUCAGCUUGCAGCAAUUCAUUGAUACUGCACCGACAUUCGCCCCAGUCGAGACGUGGGUGAAGAAAUUUGGUCCGCAGGUGACCAAGGCCGGCAAGCUUUGCAACAGAUUCACGCGCGUGCUGAACAAACCGCCGGUUAUGGUGGCAGGAAUGACACCAACCACCAGCCUGGAGGGUAUCGAUCUGGUUGCGGCCAUCCAGAACGCUGGGUUCCAUGGUGAGCUAGCUGCAGGCGGUCUGUCACGCCCCGACAUCUUCGAAAACGCGGUGAAUGAGCUUGUUUCCAAGAUCAAGCCCGGCCUUGGCAUUGCGAUCAACAUGUUGUAUCUGAACGCGAAGCAGUGGGGCUUCCAGUUUCCGAUGGUGCUACGUAUGCGUCGUAGCGGUGUGCCUAUCGAGAGUAUUACGAUCGGCGCCGGUAUUCCGACGACGGAGCGCGCACUUGAAAUUAUGUCGCAGCUGGAAGCCGCCGGCAUCAAGUUGGUGUGCUUCAAGCCGGGUUCGGUGGACGGUAUUCACGCGGUGCUGGAGAUUGCUGCGGCGACGCCAAGCAUGAACGUGAUGAUGCAGUGGACCGGUGGCCGCGCUGGUGGCCACCACAGCUUUGAAGACUUCCACCAGCCAUUGGAAGAGUCGUAUGCCGCGAUUCGUCGUGUACCGAACGUGCUGUUAGUUGUCGGAUCAGGUUUCGGUAACUGGGAGGAUUCAAAGCAGUACAUCACGGGCGAAUGGAGUCUGGCUCGCGGCCACCUGCACAAGAUGCCUAUGGAUGGUAUUUUAUUGGGCUCUCGCGUUAUGGUUGCAAAGGAAGCUGCGACCGCACCGGACGUGAAGAAGCUGCUUGUGGACACUCCUGGUAUUGAGUCGGAGCUGGAGUGGGAAACGAGCUACACGGGCGUUGUGGGUGGUGUGGUUACGGUUACGUCAGAGUUGGGCGAGCCCAUCCACGUGGUGGCAAAUCGCUGCGGUGUGCUAUGGAAGGAAUUUGACGACAAGUACUUUAACAUCCCGCGCGAGCAGGUAGAGUUGGCCCUUCGCCUUAAUAAGAAAGCUAUAAUUGCUGGUCUCAACACGGACUAUCAGAAGCCGUACUUUGGCUGCAAGCGCGAUUUUGAGACUGGCAAGAGCGUUCCGGCUGAUCUGGAGGAGAUGUCGUACGGUGACGUUUUGGCGCGUAUGAUUGACUUGAUGUACGUGGAGGUCGAAGGCAAGCCGUGUCGUUGGGUGCACCACACCUUCUUCUCGCGUGUGAGCAAGUUCAUCACGCGUACGGAGGAGCGUUUCCGCCGCGAUAGCGUUGGUGACCUGUUUGACCAGUCGGAGCUGAAGACGAACCCGAGGGACGUGAUGAGCGCGUUUAUCGCGAAGUACCCACGGAUCGUGUCGACGCUGCUGUCCGUCCCGGAUCGUGACUUUUUCCUGGAGCUGUGCCGCACUGGCGGUAAGCCUGUGAACUUUGUGCCUGUGAUUGACACUGAGUUCAAGACUUGGUUUAUGAAGGAUUCGUUAUGGUACUCGGAGGAUUUGGAUGCGGUUCCGGAACACGAUGCGCAGCGCGUGUUCAUCCUUCAGGGCCCCGUGGCUGUUCGCCACAGCACAAUAGUGAACGAGCCUGUCGCGGACAUCUUGGAGGGCAUUGUGGCUGGCUUCACCAACAUUGUGAAGGAAAGCGGCGCCAUUGCUGCUGUGACGUCUGCACCUGCUAAGCGGACUGUGGUCAUUGCCGGCGUCGAGGUCACGGAGAACGAAAGCAACGUGGAGAUGUCGAUCGUUACAGGAGAAAGCGCUUUGCCCUCUGCUGACGAGUGGCUCGCUGCUCUUGCCUCGUCCGUGAAUGACAAGGACUGGCUGAACGCGCUUAUUUCGUCGCCUCAAGUUGUUGAAGAGAAAAAGUGGCUCGCAAACCCUGUCAGACAGCUGCUUGUCCCGCAGGCUGGCCAGAAGUAUGUGAUCGACGGUGCAGGCAUAUGUGUUUUCGACAGCUCCAUCGACAUUUCUGGUCCUGUGAUCGAAAUCAAGAAGAAUGGCGCGGCCAUUGUGGUCGUUGUGAAUGAAGUGCGUCCGGCAGUGACCGAACUGGAGGGUAGUGUUGUAGCACUGGAGAUGACAUUCCAGUACCACCCGGAACUGCCCUGCUCGAUUCAUGCUGAAGGCAGCGGUCUUAUCGACAAGGUAAAGGCAUUUUACGCUCGCUUCUGGGUGGCAAUUGAUGGCAAGGAGGAGGAGUCGUGCAAAGCUGCGUGCGCGGAGAGUGUGAUGUCCCCUUUUACUGCCGAAUUCUCCAUUACGACGGAGGACAUCGUUGCGUACCGUGCUGCGCUCGGUCUAAGUGACGACGAGGUCGGUGCUCCAGCAGACUUUUCGACGAUCGUAUCGUGGCGCCCGCUGAUCCAGUCGGUGUUCACAAACGAGGUAAAGGGUAACCUGUUUGACCUGGUGCACUUGAAGCACUCAUACAAGUUGCUCUCCUCGCGUAAGGCUUCUGCUACCUUUUUGCCUGGUGACGACAUCGUGAGCACGUCAAACGUCGGUAGUUUGCGCAUUAUCGACAGCGGCAAGAUAGUGCACGGUGUAGCCAUCAUCUCACGCAAGACGGUAGAUAAGGAGAUGGUAGAGGUGCUGGAGCCUCUUGUGGAGCUACAUAGCGAGUUCCUGAUUCGUGGCUCUUUCAACGACUUCGAAUCCACCUUCUCUAUCGACAAGUCGAUGGACGAGUUUGUGCCUAGUCGCCAGGAGGACGUGGAAAUUCUCAAGGUGAAGCCAUGGCUAAAGCUUGCUGCCGACGCCUCGGUGAAUGUCGGCGAUCGGCUGGUGUUCCAAUUGACGAUGAAAAAGCAGUAUGCUUCAAUUGGCUCGCUAAGCUCCGUGGAAGUGUCGGGCAGGCUGCUCCGUGAGGAAGCUGGCUCGAAUGUGGAGAUCGGCGUAGUUGAUUUCACUAGCAAAGAGGUGAAUGAGAGCCCGGUUGUGGCGUUCUUGCGUCAGGUGCGACCCGUGGACGCGAAGGCAAGCGGUAUGUUCGAGGGCGGUGGCUCUCACAUGCUGGAGAAACCGCUGGAGAUCAACGUUCCGACGAGCGCUUUGGCGUACGCGGUGGCAUCCCGUGAUCUGAACCCUAUCCAUCGCUCCAAGUACGCCGCUAUUCUGGGUCACCUCCCGAACGGUAAGCCGAUUAUGCACGGCUUGUGGACAGCGACUAAGGUGCGCGACCUGGUGAUCCAGAGCUUCGGUUUUGGCUUCGACAGUAACGUCGUGGACUACGACGUGAACUUUGAUGGCAUGGUGUAUCCCGGUGACAAGCUGUUCAUGCAGGCGCGCCACAUUGGUCUCGACAACGGCAGAAAGGUUUUGUCAGUUGAGGUUGUGAAUGAUUCCGGUGAACGUGUAGUCAGCGCACGCGCUGUGGUAAAGCAGGCGCCGAUGGCGUUUGUUUUCACUGGCCAGGGCUCUGCAGCGGUAGGCAUGGGCAUGGACCGCUAUAAGGAAUCCUCGGUGGCCCGUGAUAUUUGGAACCGUGGUGAUGUUCACUUGCGCAAGACAUUUGGUUUCUCUAUACUCGAGAUGGUGCGAACGAACCCCAAGUCUGUUACAGUGCAUUUUGGCGGCAAAAAGGGCCGUACUAUUCGCGAGAAGUACAUGAGUUUGACGUGUGAAGACCCGGUGACUGGUGAAAUUGCACCUUUACUGCCAGAGAUUAAUGCUCGUACGCAGAGCUUCAGCUUUUCCGCGCCAGAGGGUUUGUUGUUUGCGACUCAGUUCAGCCAGCCUGCAUUGGUACUGCUGGAGAAGGCCAUGUUCUCUGAAAUUGAAGCGGCACAACUGAUUCCGGACGAUGCUCACUUCGCUGGUCAUUCGCUUGGUGAGUACGCCGGUCUCAGCUCUUUUGCUGGAGCUCUGGCUGUUGAGGAUGUCGUGGAAGUUGUAUUCUUGCGUGGUUUGAUCAUGCAAAAAGCUGUUAAGCGCGACGCUGAGGGACGCUCUGACUACGGUAUGGUGGCAAUGAACCCCACGCGAGUUGGUCCCCACCUCACUGAAGAAGUUAUGUACAAGAUUGUUGAUGGUGUGGAAGCUGCUUCGGGCAAGCUGCUGCAAGUAGUCAACUUUAACAUCCAGCAGCGUCAGUACGUCGUUGCUGGUGAGAAUGUGAAUUUAGAGACGCUGUCGCUGUCGCUAUCUGCUUUUAAGACGCUGAAGUCGGCGGCUACUGAGGAUGUGGAGAAGGUAAUUACCGAUUCAUUGGCACAAGCUCGUGCCCGCAAGGAGAAGUGCGAGCUGACUGGCCGUCCGUUUACACUGGCGAGAGGCCUAGCAACGAUACCGCUGGUGGGUAUUGAUGUGCCUUUCCACUCGCGUGAGCUACUUGGUGGCGUGCCUUCGUUUCGUGCGCUGUUGCGGACCAAGUUUGAUCCGCAGGUACUUGAGCGCCAACUGCCGCUUCUAGUGAACCGAUACAUCCCUAAUCUAGUGGCUACUCCAUUCUCACUUGAACGCUCGUACGUUGAGGAGGUAUAUGAAGCGACCAAGAGUCCGUACCUCGCAGAGGCUUUGGACCCGAUGCAGUGGAAGUUGACGACGAAGGCUCAACUGGCACAUUUACUUGUUGUGGAGCUGCUGGCGUACCAGUUUGCAUCGCCUGUCCAAUGGAUUAAGACUCAGGCGCUAUUGUUUUCGGAGGGUGGUGUUCGCCGCUUUGUGGAGAUUGGUCCUGCUCCGACGUUGACAAACAUGGCGUUGGGCACUCUUCAGGUUGGAGACUUCCCAGAUGUACCCCGUGAGAUUCUGUGGUACCAGCGUGACCGUGAGGUUGUGCAUUUUGAAGAGGUGACGUCGAACAUUUCUGCAUCUGAGUAUGCUCGUAAUUUGGCUGCGGAGGCUGCCGCUGCCGCGAACGCUGCUAUGUCUGCUGCAAAGGUGGCUGUUGCUCCUGCCGUCCCGACUCCAGUUGCCGCUGCAGUUGUCGCUGCUCCUGUUCAGCAGAUGCAACCUGCUCCGGCUCCUACUCCUGUCGUCGCUUCCUCCGCUGCCGGUGAUGCUCCAGUUGCUGCCCUGCACGUACUUCGUGUCAUUAUCGCCGUGCGCUUGAACAAGAGCUUGGCUGAUAUUAAGGAGGAGACGGACGUAAAGACGCUUUGCGCUGGAAAAUCUGCUGUUCAGAACGAGAUUCUUGGUGAUCUUGAAAAGGAGUUCGGUGGAGGUGUGCCCGAGGGUGCUGGUGAAAUUUCGCUGAAGGAGCUGGCUUCGAAGUUUUCUGGCUACAACAGUCUCGGCAAGGUGACUAACAGCCUGAUCAACAAGGUGGUGGCGAGCAAAAUGCCUGGCGGCUUUACGAUGUCGAGCAUCAAAGAUUACCUUAGCGCUGAGAAGGGUCUGGGUGCUGGUCGCAUGGAGAGCGUGUUGGCACACGCAUUGCUCCUUGCCCCGCAGACUCGUCUGAAGAACGAUGCGGACGCGCGCAAGUGGCUGGACGACAGCGUGAGCGGAUAUGCUUCGUUUGCUGGUAUCUCUCUUGAUCGUCCUACGAUGGCUUCUACGUCGGGCAUGUCCUUUAACCUUGCUCCGGUAUCGAUCCCCACGGUGAGUGAUAAGCUUGUGGAAGCCAAACACGCUCUGUUAGUGAUGCUCGCGGUAAAGUUCCACAAGACCCUCAACGAAGUUUCGGAGACGGCAACCAUCAAGGAACUGUGUGCCGGUAAGUCGGCUGUGCAAAACGAGAUCGUUGGCGACCUGGAGAAGGAGUUUGGCUCUGGUCCUGACGAUGCGACAGAAAUGAAGUUGGUUGAGCUGGCGGGUAAAUUCCCCGAUUAUGCAUCCCCAGGCAAGGUAACCAGCGCUCUGAUCGCGAAGAUGCUGGCUAGCAAGAUGCCUGGUGGGUUUGGUCUGUCGGCGAUCAAGGACUACCUGUCGAGCGAGCGCUGCCUACCGAGUGGUCGUAUCGAAAGUGUGCUGCUCCACGGUCUGACGCUGGCUCCAAAGCAGCGCCUUGCUGAUGACAGUACGACGAAGAAGUGGCUAGAUGACGUUGUGGACGACUAUGCGAAGUACGCUGGAAUCGACAUUCCUUAUCUGUCGAAGCUUGGAGGCGGAAUGGCUGGUCCAGCAAUGGGCCAGCAGGUGAUACAGUCUAGCUCUCUCCCAAGCGAUUUUGAGAAGCGUUUGAAGACUAUGAUCGCGGACCAGAUCGAUGCUCUGAGCUCGUACCUAGGUGAUGACCAACUUGACUGGCAUCGCAAAAUUGAAACGGAAGUGGAUAUGCGUGAGGACCUUGAGUCGUCAGUUUCUGAGUGGGUGGCGGAGCACGGCGAGUUCUAUGGCGCUGGCAUUGCAGGCAAGUUUGAUGCGAAGAAGGAGCGUCAGUAUGAUAGUUACUGGAACUGGGCCGUCCAGGAUGCAAUGGAGCUGUACUACCGCACUGUAGUAGCGGCCAAAGGCUUGUCUACGAGUCCGCAGCUGGCAGUGAGUGAGGGUUUAAGUACGCACUUUGAGGCGAUGACUCGCUUUAUCAACAAGAACGUGGACACUAUUGCAGAUGAGUCGGCACUUCCGCCGCUCGAGUGGUUUAAACCGUACCUGUGCAAUCGUGCCACACCGGAACUUUUGCGAUGCACACAGUUCUUCGUGUCACGAGCUGAAGAAGAAAGCAGCCCCGAGCUUGCUCAGGCGGUCCAACUGUUGGUGGAGCAAAUGGAAGAGUGGCUGAACACAAACCCUGUGAACAUGCAGAUUUUUAAGCCGACGCAGCCGCAGCUUCGCAUUCUUGAAAAUGGCGAGCUCGAAUAUGCUGAGGUUCCUCGUGAAGGUGUGGCAGACUCCAUUAACUACGUUGACGAGGUUGCUCGCGGGCUUGAGUAUAACGAUGCGGUUGAAACUGGCAACGUUGCAGGCUCUGAUGUCACUGCGGGUAUGACUAGUGCUGUUGGGUUUGAGUCGACUCUCAACGACAAUGGCAGCAUGAGCGGUGAUGAGCCUGACAGCGACGAUGAUCGCAGAUUUGAUGAGGAGAAGUUGAUGUCCAAGAUACGAUUAACUAAGGCCAAAAAGGUUGCGCCUGCCGAGGGGGCCAAGCUCAAUGCGCUUCGUGACUCGUUGCGUAAGCGUGCAAAGCGUGAAUCUGCAAAGUCGUUGUUUGCUCGCUCGUCCUCGCUACGCUACGGUCUCAAUGAGAAUCUGAAGCAGAUCGUGCUGCCGCAUGUGCAUAUCCGCAAACCAUCUGAUGUGGACCCGACGAUCCGUCUGUAUGAUGUUGAGUCUACCUGUAUGCUGUUGUCGUGCAUGCGUGAAAUGGCCUCAACGGGUAUUUCGUUCGUUGGCAAGGCGGCGCUACUGACUGGUUGUGGCAAGAACUCCAUUGGUGCAGAAAUCGUAAAGGCGCUUUUGGAGGGUGGCGCUACUGUGUUCGUGACGACGAGUAGCUUUGGCAUGAAGACGACUACCCUGUUCCGUGAGAUCUACGAGCAGCAUGGUAGUCGCGGCAGCCGUCUCAUUAUUCUUCCGUUCAACCAGGCAUCGAAGAUGGACGUGCAAAACCUGGUGGCGCACAUUUACAACGUGCACAAGCUGGAUCUAGACUUUGUGAUCCCGUUUGCGGCUCUGUCGGAAGUCGGACGUACGAUCACAGACAUUGACUCGCGCUCGGAGCUGGCCCAUCGUAUCAUGCUGACGAACACAAUGCGAUUGUUGGGCGAAGUUGUCAUAGCGAAGAAGGCCCGUGACAUCACCACUCGCCCUGCGCUGGUGAUUCUUCCAAUGUCGCCGAACCAUGGCAACUUUGGCGGAGACGGUCUUUACGCUGAGUCGAAGCUGGGCGUGGAGAGUUUGAUGGGUAAAUGGUACUCGGAGGGCUGGGAUGAUCAGCUUUCGAUUGUCGGCGCCAUCAUCGGCUGGACUCGCGGCACGGGUCUCAUGUCUGGUAACAAUGUAGUGGCUGCUGGUGUGGAGAAGAUGGGGAUGCGCACGUUUAGCACGACGGAAAUGGGCUUCAACCUGAGCGCGCUUAUGCACCCUAUCAUUGUGGAUCGUGCGGCCGAGACACCGAUCUUCGCUGACCUCACUGGUGGCAUGGCUCAAGUGAGUGACCUGAAGGAUCAGGUAGACGAAAUUCGGUCGGACAUCAUGAGGAAGGCGAAGCUCCAAGCUUCUAUUCAUGCCGCGCUCGAGAAUGACAAGAAAAUGCUGGCUCUGCCUUCGAUGAAGCUACUGUCUUCUUCCAGCUCGAAGAAUUUUGCUCCUCGUGCGAACAUGUCGACCUACUACUGCAACUCGUUCCCGAAGCUAACGUGUGUGUCUGAGUUGUCAACCUCGGCGAAGCAAACAAUGUUGCGUGGCAUGAUCGACCUGCGCCAGGUCGUUGUUGUGACUGGUUUUGGUGAGGUGGGACCGUGGGGAAACUCGCGGACGCGCUGGGAGAUGGAGUCAUACGGCGAGUUCUCAUUGGAAGGCUGUAUUGAGCUAGCAUGGCUGACGGGCCGCAUCCUGUUCGAGAAGGGCAACUGGGUGGAUGCCAAGACGAAGGAGAUCGUGCCAGACCACCAGGUAAAACCUCGCUACGAGGAGGACAUCAUGAAACACUCAGGUAUUCGCAUCGUGGAGCCAGAGCUAUUUGACGGCUACGACCCGAAGAAAAAGAUGGUGCUGCAUCAGGUGGCUAUCGACAAGAAAAUGUCGCCAAUUGAGGUGGCUGACCGUGAGGAGGCUCUUCAGUUCCGUAAGGAGCUGGGCGAGGAGAACGUGGAUGUGUUCCAAAACGCGUCUGGCGCUUGGAUGAUUCGUCUGCGCAAGGGAUCCAUUUUGAACAUUCCUCGUGCUCUCAACUUCGACCGCUUUGUGGCUGGUCAGAUCCCGACAGGCUGGAGUACCCAGCGCCUUGGCCUGUCCAAGGACCUGGCCGAUGCGGUGGAUCCGAUUACGCUUUAUGUACUCGCGUCGACGAUGGACGCAUUCGUCGCGGCCGGUGUGACGGAUCCGUACGAGUUCUACCAAUAUGUGCACGUUUCGGAGAUCGGCAACGCUUCCGGUGGCGGUAUGGGUGGUAUGCGUGCGUUCACGCAGAUCUACAGGGACCGCUUUAUGGGCAAGGCCGCUCCGAGCGACGCGCUGCAAGAAUGUUUCAUUAAUACGCCUCCUGCCUGGGUAAACAUGCUGCUGCUGAGUUCGUCCGGCCCGAUUAAGACUCCUGUUGGUGCGUGUGCCACAGCUGCUGAGUCUGUGGACAUAGGUGCUGAGACCAUCAAGAGCGGCAAGGCCCGUGUUUGCAUAGUUGGUGGCUAUGACGAUUUUGGUGAGGAGGGUGCGUUUGAAUUCGCACAGAUGAAAGCUACAAGUGAUUCGGUAAAGGAGAUCGGUAUGGGUCGUGAACCAAAGGAAAUGUGUCGCCCGUGCUCGACCACGCGAGGCGGAUUCAUGGAGAGUCAUGGUGCGGGUAUGCAACUGCUGAUGGACGCACAGCUUGCGCUAGAAAUGGGUCUGCCGAUUUAUGGUAUCAUCGCGCUUUCGAAUACAGCGACAGAUAAGAACGGUCGAUCAGUGCCGGCUCCUGGUCAAGGGAUUCUGACGACGGCUCGUGAGACACCGACGGGGAACUUACAGCCCUCGCCGCUGCUUGACGUGGAGUACCGUCGUCGCCAAUUCGACGACGAGCUGGAAAGCAUCGAGAAGUGGUAUGCGCGCGAGAAGUCCUUGAUCGAAGGAGACGAGUUUCGUGUUGCCUUCCUCGAUGAGAUGAAGGUGCGCAAGGUGCAAUCGGCACAGUCCGUGUGGGGAGACAGCUUUUACCGCGGCCGUACAGACAUCGCUCCUCUUCGUGGUGCGCUGAGCGCGUGGAACCUGGACAUUGACGACGUGGGUGCUGCAAGCUUCCAUGGUACGGGUACCACCGCCAAUGAUAAGAAUGAAAGCGAAGUCACACAUAAGCAAAUGGCCCACCUUGGCCGUUCAGCGGGUAAUCCUCUACCGGUGAUCUGUCAGAAGAAUUUAACGGGCCAUCCAAAGGGUGCUGCGGCUGCGUGGAUGCUCAACGGUCUGCUGCAGGUGCUGAACACGGGAUUGAUCCCGGGCAACCGUCAGCUGGAUAACACAUGCCAGACGCUGCGUAAGUAUGAUCACCUCGUGUACCCGAACCGUAGCUACCAGACCGUGGGUGUCAAAGCCGUGAUAAUGAAGAGUUUUGGCUUUGGUCAGGCCGGUGGUGAGGUGUUGCUGGUGCACCCGGAUUACCUUCUGUCUACGCUAUCUACUGCCGAUUUUCAUCACUACUCGGCUCUUCGCGAGAAGCGCCUGAUUAAGAUGAACACGUACGCUCAAAGCGUAGUCACCAGCAAGCAGUUGCACAUUCAGGUGAAGAACGAGGCGCCGUAUUCUUCGGCUCAGGAGAGCAGCGUGUACCUGGACCCUACUGCUCGUGCCGAGUACGACGCGACGUCAAAGACAUGGCGAUUUGGCGGUGCGGACUCGCUCACUGCGGAGGCGAACCGCCGCCUGCGUGUCGAGAAGCGCGCGAAGAAGGCAAAGACUGCUACGGGAGUUGCAGCGUCGUCGUCGAAGAGGACUUCGGACUCGAAUCAGGCUGACUCGUCGUCGACGCUGUUGACUGCCAUUAACCAAGCGGCGAGCGACCUGGGUUUGGCGUCGAAGAAUAUGGGCAUGGGUGUGGACGUGGAGCCUGUGGCCACGUUCGAGAACCUGAACGGCCGCGAGGACUUUAUCCGACGCAACUUCACGGACCAGGAGAUGGCGUAUUGCUACAGCGCGCCUCACCCGGCCGCGAGCUUUGCGGGUCGCUGGGCUGCGAAAGAGGCAGUGAUCAAGGCCAUAUCGAGUUCUACGCCUACGGAGCCUAACCUUUGGAAGGGUGCUGGCGCCCCGCUGCGCGAGAUCGAGAUUUUCAUGACAGCGUCGGGUGCUCCGUCCGUGCUGCUAUCGGGCUACCCGCUGCAAGUGUUCAACCGCCUUGGUUUGUCGAAGCUAAGCGUGUCUAUCAGCCACUCAGGCGACUUUGCUGUCUCGCAGGCAGUGGCCAACUUUCAACAGGAGUAA